Stylophora pistillata is the source of this 3844-nucleotide messenger RNA. RefSeq names its product centrosomal protein of 63 kDa. Gene Ontology annotation, biological process: centriole replication; de novo centriole assembly involved in multi-ciliated epithelial cell differentiation. Gene Ontology annotation, cellular component: centriole. NCBI's taxonomy places the organism in Eukaryota, Metazoa, Cnidaria, Anthozoa, Scleractinia, Pocilloporidae. The record is from RefSeq and is a predicted model, not a curated record.
UGAAUUGAUUCUUCGGCGAUCGUUCAGCAGUGGAAUUAGUUCGUCGUUUUCGGGAAGAAUGGUAAAACAUGGUCAGAAACAACCAUCGGAGCAUUCGAACAUUGCUUAAUGCCUCGAUAUCACAACAAAAGAGUGUCAUGCUCGCGUUGUAGACCGAAGGGUGGUCUUAAAAGCUUGAUCAAGGGGAAAACGAACAGUAAAUCGAAGAGUCAAUUUCGGAUCAAUCUUGUUUGAUUUACAGGACGCUCAGACUGUCCGCUGGUGUUGAUUGACUGAAAUGAAUCUGAAGCCAGAGGCCACGAUGAAUGAAAAUUAAAAAAAGGGGAAAUCUUUAGAAAUCGCGAAGGCUUGUUGACAUGGAGACAUUUACAGACAUAUUCUCUGAAAGCUUGAUCAGGAAAGGUUCUCUGACGUCAUGCGAGGAAGAACUCCGAGAGUUAAUGCGGCAAAUUGAUCUUAUGGUAUCUGCCAAGAAAGCAGAAUGGGAAACUCAUGUGCAUUCUGUUCAAAUACAAUUGGACAAGAAAACCAAAGAGCUGGAAUUUGUUAAAGUUCAACUGGAGCAGAAGUGUCAGGAGGUUGGUGGGCUUGAACAGAAAGUGGAUGAAAUGGACAUGACUCAAAGAGAUCUUGUGGCUGAGUAUGAAGAACAUGUUAUGCAUCUUAAACAAGAGGAACACAGAGUCAAGAUACAGGACUUGGAAGGUGGAAAGAAAGCGAGAGAUGAUCGCAUCCGAGGGCUGGAGAGUCAAAAAAGAGCUUUGAUCGAGAAGAGUGAUUUGAUGCAGCAACAGCUGCUAGGAUACCAAGCACAGCUUAACAAGAGGAGACAAAUGAUGGAAGACCUUGAGCGUGACCAUCAAAAAGAGAUGGCUGCGCUGCAAUCCCAGCUUGGACGUGCAAAAGAUGAAUGUGACGAUACUGAAGAUACUGUUCAACAGUUGAAGAGUUCAUUAGAAGAAGCUCUUGCAUCCAAUAGGGAACAAGCCUCUGAUAUUGUCAAGGUGCAAGACGAACUCAGGAAGACACGUUCGUCUCUUCAGCGUCUUGAGGAAGAAAAUGCCCAUUUGCGGUUAGAAUUGCAAUCAAGAGAUGAUCUCAUAAGAGCAGCAGAGGACGAUCAAAGACAGCACUCAGAAGACAUGACUAAAAUGGAAGAGAGUUUAAUAAUGAAAGAUGAGAUCAUCAGACAACUUGAAGAAGUGGGCAGGCGAACAGAAAAUAUCGAAGUGAGGAGACUUAAGGAGGAUCUCAGAACAAGUAGGAUGGAAAUACAGUCGAAUCUCGACGCCAGUCAAUAUCAGAAGGAUGAGAUAAGCCAUCUUAAUCAAAAACUGGAUAGUAGCAAGAAUGAAAUUUCAAAGCUACAAGCUGAACUGUGCAGGAAGCAAGAGGAGGUGAAAUUCAUUCAAGACAAUGACGUAAAACAGCUCCUUUCGGAAAAUUCAAAGCUCAAAGAGAGAAUUUCGUCAGGAGACGACGGUCAUCAGGCCGAAGUCGAGGGAAUGAAGGAACAGAUCGCCAACAUGACUGCGGAACUUCACAAAAGGGACACUGCAAUGGCAUCCAUUACGGAAAGAGCUCAGCGGAUGGAAAAAGAUCUGCGAGAAACGACAGCUAAACACGACAGAGCAGCUGCUGAACUACAAGUAACGAACGCGCAGCUAGAAGCUUUGCGAAUUGAAAACAGACAUUUGCGUGACACUGCGCUUAAUGAGCAGCUAACGGAUUUAUCUGAUCUUUACAGUGGCAACCUGCAGCUCAUUGGCCAACUUGAGGAAGACAACAGAAACUUGCGUACAGAGGUAGCCACGCUGCGCGAAGAACUAACAACUUUGGAAGCUAAAUAUCAAGAGAAGUAUCGGAACGCUUUGAAAAAGAAUCAGGAUGUGCUGGCAGACAUCAAGGAUAACGAGUUCAGACGCCAUAGCGAGCUGCGGUCAGAGUCUGAGCGCAAAGUGGCAUCUUUAGAAGGUCGCCUUGAAGCUACGAUAAGAAAAUAUGAGACUCAAUUACACAGCCUACAAAUGCAGAACGAACGAUUGGCGAGUGAGGCAUCGGAGCAUCGAGACGGUGGUGCACCACGGCCUUUAAUGUCCUCAACCAGCAAGGUCCUUCCUGAAUAUGUUCCCAGAAGGCCCGUUGAUUUGAGUCACACCAGCACCACAAGCGGCUACACAGACACCGAAGCGUUGACGUACGCCGACCUAGCUGCAGGCCCAGCUCCUUCAGAUACUGAGCGUGCUGCCACCCCAGUUGGUGCUAGGCGAUCCUCCAUUACAUCGGAUUUCUUGGCGGAGGAAAACCGGCGGGAAAAAGAACUGGAACAAAUUCUGGAAAGACGAAUAGCGGACUUGAAAACUAACACAGAAUAUAUUCUGCAGAAAUACACGUGACAGUACAGUGGGGGGCAUCGUGUCAUCAAGUAGCUGUUCUAGACUUCAAGAACGAAAAAGGGAAAAUUUUUGUGAUAAAUAUUUUACAAAUAAUAUAAGGAUCAAACGCCCUUAGCUUUGUACGAAAAGGGAGGGGUAUAGAGUGAAUGAAAAAAAAAAGCAUUGGCGUUUUAUGGAUGUGUUCAGUUGACCACUUUGAAGAUUCCAAAACGAUCACUUAAGGACUGAAGUUGACUGCAGAUCGGUUUGUUUUUACUGUAUGAGGGUAAAAAAGAAUUUACAUCUAAAGGCUUCGUACUAACCUUCUUUUUUUAAAGAAGAAACUUCGGUUGUCUCGAAAAAGGUUUAUCGUUUUUCGGAAUUUUACUGCAAAAGAGGGAUUUUAUCGUACAGAGCGUUUUUCCAUUGAGUAAAUGUCGUCAAACCAAACCGCAGUACUGAAUCACAACGACCAAUCAGAAGAAAGGAAACUACCCUUGAUAGCCGAUGAGAACUCAAAGUAAAAACAACCAAACUGCCUAAAGCGCGGGAAAACGUAGGUGACGAAGGCGUGAUUGGUUUUAUAUAUACAGCUAUUUGAUUGGUUGAGAAAGUGGUGCGAAUUUUCUGGACCAAUCACAGAACGAAGUAAACGAAGCAAACCUAAUGCAAUCUCGAAUUACUUUCGACACUCGAUUGAAAUUUUUCUAACGCAGAAACUUCGGCAUUUUACUGCCAUAGAGUAAUUAAUCCUUUAGUGAAGCCUAAUGAUUUUCGAGGCAAGGUAUUGUCAGGUUUUGAAAUUGUUUAGUCUGCAGUUACGGUGUUUGUUCCUUUACUUAACUGGUUCUGCAGUUUAGAUGAUGGUCUCCCAGAAUUCCAAGCCAGUUUUUCUAGGAAGGUAACCGAACCCUCUGCUCUUUCUAAAUAUUUUUCAACAAGUGAACACCCGCGGGAAACAUUUUUGGUCGAUUGCUACAGAAGAACUCAACAGCAUUUGACAUUUUUAACGACCUAUCCUAGAGGAAGUGUUUGUCAUAUACUUACCUAGCGUGAGAAUAUUAAUAUAUUUCUAGGUUUAAAUAUAUUUUCUUAACUUAUUUUGUCAUAUUAAGAGCAGUUUCUAGGCAUUUUUAGUCAAAUUGUAGGUUGCCAUAUAUUUAUUUAUUCAUUUAUCUCUCAUUGUAGCUAGUAGAAGGAAAUCCUUUUAACUCCCAAGGUUUGGUUGUUAUUUCUCCUUUAGCUGCCCCACAUUUACCUGUAAAUUAGUAACGAGAGAACAAGAUAACAAAUUUUAGCUGACGAGUUUCAGUAUUCUCAUGAACUGUUUUGUAGAUGUUGUAUGGAGAUUAUUGGGAGAAGUUACUUGUUAAUCACUGGGAGUUAAAGAGUUUGAUAACAUGAAAACUCUUAGAUAUCUGGGUUAGAUAUCUGGGCAUUCUAAAUGAGACUAAAGGAAUAGAAACAUA